Branchiostoma floridae (Florida lancelet) is the source of this 1269-nucleotide messenger RNA. RefSeq lists its product as uncharacterized. The transcript has 4 exons. Bases 1 to 819 code for a protein of 272 amino acids. Lineage: Eukaryota; Metazoa; Chordata; Leptocardii; Amphioxiformes; Branchiostomatidae. The record is from RefSeq and is a predicted model, not a curated record.
AUGUUGAGGAUAGCUGUACUGGUGUCGGUCUUGGUCCUGUGCGUCGGGGGACCAGUGGGGGACAAGCUAACCGACCCGGCCGAGGAGCUUCGUUCCUUGGAAAGCAUUAUUCGAAAUUACAUGGCUGAGAGAAAAGACGACUCGAGUGAGGAAACCGAAGACUCCAAAGAGGUGGAAGGAUCCGGGGAAGUAGAAGAAAAAAAGGAAGAAGAAGAAGAUGAAGAGGGUUGGGCAAAGGAAGACGAUGCCGAAGGGUCAGGCGACAAAGACAAGAAAGAGAAAGGAAAUAAGAAGCCAUUUUUGAAGGCUCGGAAAGAUGGCAUGAAGAAAGGAAAGGGAAAAAAUGAUGGAGGACCGAAAAAGGAACAAACGAUUGAAGAAAGAAAGAAGGAGGAAGAUGGCGGAUCUGGCGAUGACGAAGACAAAGAAAAGAAGUCAACAUCUUUCAAGGCAUGGAGAGUUGGUAUGAAGACAAGAAAGGGAAACAAGAGGGGAGGACCAGGAAAGGAGAAAAAGAAUAAAGAAGGAGUAGAAUUCGAAAAGGAAGCAGAGGGGUCUGGCAGUGAAGAGGGGGAAGAAAAAGAAAAGAAGGCAACACCUUUCUCCGCAUUUAAAGGCGAGGGGAAGGUAGAAAGGGGGAAAAAGAAGAAUCAACCGGGAAAAGGAAACAGGAAAGGAAAGAGCAAGGACGAAGAUGGGUCUGGCGAUGAACAGGAAUUCGAAGAGGAUGACAAACAAGAAAGUUUCCUGAUUGGUAAGCAGAAGCUGAAGGAAAUGACCCGAAUGAUUGAAGAAGCCUACGAACUUCUCAGCCAAUGAGGACAAGAAUCCAAUGUUUCAAGACGAUUUGGACCACUCCACGAAAGGAAUAUAUUCACCUAGUUAUUAUUCUUCUUAAUAAUAGAAUUAGAAAUCUAACUUUAAGUGGUGCAAUGUAAGCGGUGCAAUGAUUUUUUUUCUUUUUUUUUAGAUAUUUCGACUAAAAUGAUUUGACAAAUAAAGCUUAGAAAUCAGUCAAAAUCCAUCAUAGCAUAUAGUAUUAUACACUUACUAGUAAACGAGUAUUCUUAUCUUAAUCUACCUUUGUAGAGAGCCUUUGUGAUCACACUCUGUCAUAUGAUGUUGUUACAUCAUUGCCAUACCAAGUACCCAACUGUCUAUUUCUUCAGUAAGCAUUCCAUUUGUUGCUACCUGGUUUACACAGUAAGAAAUAAAGCUAUUCUCCCAUUUAAACGGAAUAAAUUUUGAGCAAUAAACUUAAGGCCGACA